CACCUAGUCUAGCCAGAAGCGCAGCGCCCACUGCCCAAGGGAACCCACGCGUAACAGGAGUGACCACCGUGACUGCAGCGGAACCGAUAGUCCCAGCACCGGGGAUCUCCAGCAACCCACCCCCGCCCCGCUCGGCCGCGGCAACCAGGGCCGCCACCCCCUCCAAACCCGAGGACCCCCGCCACCUCUAUGAGAGAAGGCGACGCAGGGCAAAGAAGCAGGACGCCUGGCAGUCGGACUCCCCCGCAAGUGCGCGGCACCCGUUUCGCGUCCGCGCCGCGAUCACCCGGGAAGCCCGAUGCCAGCGCCGCGCGUCGGCUGAGAGGGGACAGGGCGGGUUUCUCCCGUUCGCCCCGGAUCCGGUCUCCGCAGCGGCUGCGCGUCCCAGCCCGGGCUCCGCGGGCCCGGGAGUGAGUCGCCGCGACAGGACGACCAGAGCGGUGGCCCGGGGUUGGCCCGGGCAGAGAAAGGAGGGACGGAGCGUGGGGAGGGCGCAGGGGGCGGGGAGAGGACCCCGGAGGAGAGAGAUGACAAUGUCUCUCAUCCAAGCGUGCCGCAGUCUGGCUCUCUCAACAUGGCUGCUUUCCUUUUGUUUCGUGCAUCUGCUCUGCCUGGACUUCACCGUGGCGGAGAAGGAGGAAUGGUACACCGCCUUCGUGAACAUCACCUAUACGGAGCCCGAGUCCGGGGCCGCGGUAGCGGGCGGUGGUGGCGGCGCCGAGCUGCACACAGAGAAGAGCGAGUGCGGGCGAUACGGCGAGCACUCGCCCAAGCAGGACGCGCGCGGCGAGGUGGUCAUGGCCAGUUCGGCCCACGACCGCCUGGCUUGCGACCCCAACACCAAGUUCGCGGCGCCGGCCCACGGCAAACACUGGAUAGCCCUCAUCCCCAAGGGCAACUGCACCUACAGGGAUAAGAUCCGGAACGCGUUUCUGCAGAACGCCUCCGCCGUGGUCAUCUUCAACGUGGGUUCCAACACCAACGAGACCAUCACCAUGCCCCACGCAGGUGUGGAAGACAUCGUGGCUAUAAUGAUUCCUGAGCCCAAAGGGAAGGAGCUAGUGAGUCUGCUGGAGAGGAACAUCACCGUGACCAUGUACAUCACCAUCGGCACCCGGAACUUGCAAAAAUAUGUGAGCCGCACAUCGGUUGUGUUUGUCUCCAUCUCCUUCAUUGUCCUGAUGAUCAUUUCCCUGGCAUGGCUGGUCUUUUAUUACAUCCAGAGGUUUCGGUAUGCAAAUGCCAGGGACAGGAACCAGCGCCGACUGGGAGAUGCCGCAAAGAAAGCCAUCAGCAAGCUCCAAGUCAGGACCAUCAGGAAGGGUGACAAGGAAACAGAGUCUGAUUUUGAUAACUGUGCAGUCUGCAUAGAAGGAUACAAGCCCAGCGAUGUGGUCAGGAUCCUGCCCUGCCGGCAUCUUUUCCACAAGUCCUGUGUGGACCCCUGGCUUCUAGACCAUCGCACCUGCCCCAUGUGCAAGAUGAACAUUCUUAAGGCCCUAGGGAUCCCGCCCAAUGCUGACUGCAUGGACGACUUGCCCAUUGAUUUCGAGGGCUCUCUAGGAGGCCCACCAACCAAUCAGAUCACAGGAGCCAGUGAUACAACCGUCAACGAAAGCUCAGUCACUCUGGACCCUGCUGUGCGGACAGUGGGAGCCCUGCAGGUGGUCCAGGACCCAGACCCCGCUCCUCAGGAGGGAGAAGCCAUCUUUACAACUAACAGUGACCAAGAGCCAGCAGUGAGCAGUGACUCUGACAUCUCACUAAUUAUGGCCCUGGAAGUGGGGCUGUCUGAUGUAGAACUUUCCACCGACCAAGACUGCGAGGAGGUGAAAUCUUGAGAAGGUAGAAAUGGACAGGAAGAAGACAUAGGAACCAGGGGGACAGGAAGGAAGCAUGCUCCGAGAAUUGAACUGGAUACGCGGCCUUCGGGUCACCAUGGCAACCCCUUCAGGUCACCAUGGCAACCUUGAACUCUGUUCAGGGGCAGUACGAAAGCAAUAUCCAAAGUCUCCGGAGUCAGGACUCGGGUUCCCAUCUCUGUGACAGCCUGUGGCCUUGAUGUGGGAGUUGAAAGCUGGAUCCCUUGGUGUCUGUGCGCACACGGCAAACCGGAAGGAGACCUUCACAGCUUCUUCACUUGAUUUCAGCCUCUCCCGUCUUCUUGCUCUUGUUUGGGAAAGACGGUUUCGGUCCCUCAGCAAUUUCUUUUUAAAGUUGAUGUGUAGUUUCCGAAUCAAUCCCUCUGUUUUCCCUUUGAUUCACCCCAGCCCGUGUACAGAGGUCAGUUUAGAAGUUCUGGUUGCUGCUCUGGUGAUCGGUUUGUACCGUGUCUCUGAGAUUCAUCGUCAUGAGUUAUCAAUGUCACGCGUGUAUGGCUUUGAGGAUUGCCUCAGCACCCUGAAAUGCUGGGAGGCCAGAUCUUAUCCAGGGUCUAACCCCCUCCUCUAAGUGGGCCUUGCAAGCCCAGCCGCCCGACGGCAGCACUAAGUUCUGGAUCUGCUGAGUCGGGUGUUUGUUAUUUCAGCUCUGUCGCGUAGGCUUCUACUUGCCGUGGCCUGUCAGGGCCACCUUGACAGGAGCGAACUGUCAGGGGGGCGUGUGAGUCCUCUGACUUCAGGGUCUUAGACAAAAACUCAGAAGUGCCCACAGGACACCAUGAAAAAGUUCAGAGUAUAUGGAACUAUAAGCCUAGUUUAAAAGAAAAAAAUGAUACCCCAUCUUCCCAGGGUAGGGAAGAUUCCUGACUCCCCCAUUUCCCCCAAGGCCUGAGCAGUUUAUCAUCUUCAUAAGUGAAUUCUGUAGGUGUGAGGUAUAGAAAAGACGCGAUCAGUUUUCUAGGGCACUGGCAUCCAGGCGUAAGCUUGCUUCAGGGACUGUCCUGUUGACCCUCACCAGCCUACACGGAAAUAUCUAAGCAAGUCCUCGACGGUUUGCAUCUUGGGUCUUCCUGAGAACAUCCGGGCAUCGAGAGAAGAAUGAGGCAUGAUCUGAUAAAGUCUGAAUGCCACUGUGCAUCAUGGGAAAUUGCUAAAUCGAGUUUCUUCUGAUGGUGAGAAUCAAAUAAUAUUAAAAGAGAAAAAUAUAACAAAUGACUAUGAAAACCCACUGUACUAUAAAGUGGUUUAUGAUU
Molecule: messenger RNA, 3133 nt
Organism: Rattus rattus (black rat)
Lineage: Eukaryota; Metazoa; Chordata; Mammalia; Rodentia; Muridae
Gene: Rnf150
Product: ring finger protein 150
Exons: 7
Coding region: 528-1841 (437 amino acids)
Source: RefSeq, a predicted model, not a curated record